Acanthocheilonema viteae is the source of this 370-nucleotide messenger RNA. The record is from the annotation of a GenBank genome assembly. Lineage: Eukaryota; Metazoa; Nematoda; Chromadorea; Rhabditida; Onchocercidae.
AUGGCAGAGAAAAAAACGACUGAAUCUGUUACGGAAAAUAAAACUGUUACUCAAACAUCAUUUAUCAUUAAUCAGAGAAUUCAGAAAGAACGGGCACAGUUAGCACGUUCAAAGCCAACAUAUAUCCACGAUAUAAUCAUCCAAAAUGAUAAUCAAAAGCAAUGGGAUAUACUAAUUUCGCCGCCACGACCACCAUAUAACGGUGGUAUAUUUCGAUUACGCUUAACUUUCCCCAGCGAUUAUCCAUUCAAACCGCCUCAUUUACGCUUUGUCACGCCAAUCUAUCAUCCAAAUAUCGACGAAAAGGGGCAAAUGUGCUUGGCGAUUUUGCAAUAUGAUAAUUGGAAACCGGGGACAAACAUUGAAAGCA